Messenger RNA from Parnassius mnemosyne (clouded apollo), 354 nucleotides. The record is from the annotation of a GenBank genome assembly. NCBI's taxonomy places the organism in Eukaryota, Metazoa, Arthropoda, Insecta, Lepidoptera, Papilionidae.
AUGAGUACUUACAAAUCGAGAACAACUUCUUACUACCCACAAUCUGAUGGAAUGGAAGAACGAUUUAACCAGACAAAGGAGAGGUACCUCGCAAAAGUUGUGGAAAAUUGCCGUGGAGACUGGGACAAGCACAUACAACCGUUUAUGUUGUCAUAUCAAAGCGCUGUUCACGAAAGUACAUCAGUGAAACCAGCUUUCGCAAACUUUAGGAGAGCAUCACAGCUGCCUGCAAACCUGAUGCCCCACGCAGUACAACCGAUUAUGCAAAUGACUUGCGGAACAAAAUUAAUGACAUUUAUCAGCACGUCAGACAUUUGGGCCAACAAAUGUCUAAAAGAUGAAAAGACGGUAUGA